Hyla sarda is the source of this 6912-nucleotide messenger RNA. RefSeq names its product phosphodiesterase 1C (gene PDE1C). Bases 16 to 2076 code for a protein of 686 amino acids. Gene Ontology annotation, biological process: signal transduction. Lineage: Eukaryota; Metazoa; Chordata; Amphibia; Anura; Hylidae. The record is from RefSeq and is a predicted model, not a curated record. The transcript has 17 exons. Gene Ontology annotation, molecular function: 3',5'-cyclic-nucleotide phosphodiesterase activity.
UACUAAGAGGGGACAAUGACUGAGCCCAGCAGCAGGAAAGAAGGAUUUAAAAAAUGCAGGAGUGCCACUUUCAGCAUUGACGGUUUUAGCUUUACCAUAGUUGCAAAUGAAGCUGGAGACAAAAAUGCAAGACCUUUGGCGAGAUUUGCAAGGUCCAAGUCUCAGAACAGCUUAUGGAAUAGCAUUAUUAGCGGACUGAAUCUCAAAGAGAAACAGAAGCCAUCAAUUGCCACCGAUCCUCGCAGCCCUGAAGAGAUUUUAGCCGAUGAACUGCCACAGAUUGAAAGCCCAGACGCAAUUCCGAAAGCAUCGAUCAGGUUACGAUGUUUGGUAAAACAGCUGGAAAGAGGAGAAGCAUCUGUGGUAGACCUGAAAAAGAAUCUGGAAUAUGCAGCGACUGUGCUUGAGUCAGUUUAUAUUGAUGAGACAAGACGUUUACUGGAUACAGAAGAUGAACUCAGUGACAUCCAGUCAGACUCAGUCCCCUCAGAAGUGCGGGACUGGCUCGCCUCUACAUUUACCCGACAAAUGGGGAUGAUGUUAAGGAGAACAGAGGAGAAGCCGCGGUUUCGAAGCAUUGUUCAUGCAGUGCAGGCUGGGAUAUUUGUGGAAAGGAUGUACAGACGAACGUCGAACAUGGUUGGGCUCAGUUAUCCCUCUGCCGUCAUUGCUGUUUUAAAGAAUGUUGACAAGUGGUCCUUUGAUGUAUUUGCACUAAAUGAUGCUAGUGGCGAUCAUGCACUUAAAUUCAUCUUUUAUGAAUUACUCACACGAUAUGAUCUGAUCAACCGCUUCAAGAUACCAAUCUCUGCACUUGUAUCGUUCGUGGAGGCGCUGGAAGUCGGAUAUACCAAACAUAAAAAUCCAUAUCACAACCUGAUUCAUGCAGCAGAUGUGACACAAACUGUUCAUUACUUUCUCUUUAAGUCAGGGUUGGCGCACUGGCUCACAGAACUGGAGAUAUUUGCAAUGAUUUUUGCUGCUGCAGUCCACGACUAUGAGCACACCGGCACUACAAACAACUUCCACAUCCAAACAAGAUCAGAUUCAGCUAUUUUAUACAAUGACCGAUCUGUACUUGAAAAUCACCAUGUAAGCGCAGCAUAUCGCCUGCUUCAGGAUGAUGAGGAAAUGAACAUACUGUAUAACCUUUCCAAGGAUGACUGGAGGGAAUUUCGGGCUUUGGUGAUUGAGAUGGUGUUGGCCACAGAUAUGUCCUGUCACUUCCAACAAAUCAAAGCAAUGAAGAAUGCUUUGCCGCAGCCAGAAGGGAUUGACAAGCCAAAAGCCUUAUCCCUGCUAUUGCAUACAGCAGACAUAAGCCAUCCAGCUAAAAACUGGGACCUCCAUCAUCGGUGGACCAUGUCCCUUCUAGAAGAAUUCUUCAGACAGGGGGACAAAGAAGCAGAACUUGGCCUUCCAUUUUCUCCACUGUGCGAUCGCAAUUCAACAAUGGUUGCCCAAUCCCAAAUAGGUUUCAUUGACUUCAUUGUGGAGCCUACAUUUACCGUGUUAACAGACAUGACAGAAAAGAUUGUAAUUCCACUCAUUGAUGAGGCAUCACGGUCUGGGCUCGCGGGAUUUAGGAGAUCUAGUUUGAACAGCAUAACCCCCUCAGAAGUUAAAAGAUCGAGUGUGAAGAGUACUGGAUCAGAAGGAAGUGCCUCUUUGAACUGUUCUAUUCUCACUGUGGACUUCAAAUGUUUUAAAAAUACCUGGUAUGAAGUGGUACAACAGAACAGAGAAAAGUGGAAGGCACAGGCAGCCAAAGAUGCAGAAGAAAGAGCAAAAAAAGAUGCAGAAGAAAACAAGCAGCAAGAUAAAGACGAUAAAAAGAAUGAUGACAGAGAAGACAAAAAUGAAAAUGACAAAUCUUCACAAUCCAAACACGAGGCAAAUAAAGAAACAAACUCCAGUGAUGGUAAACAAACUGAAUCUAGUCAGGGAAAUAUUAAUGGGACUCGAUUACCAAAUGUAAACAGACGAGACGAUUCCUCAGGACAAAGUCAAAUGAAGCAAGAGAAGCCUGGUGAAAGUGACGGGAAACAGCAAGGGCAAAAUGAUAAAGAAGAAUAAAAGAGAAUUCCAAUAAAUUACAUCAUUUUAGCUGUGCUUCUUCAUUCUAUUCCUACUUCCACAAAGACAAGUCUCUUGGAAAUACAAGGCAUUAGCUUUAUAAGCAAGGCAUCCAAUGGCUCCUUUACACAUAAAGACUAGUUUUUUUUUUUGUGUAUUUUUUUUAACGCUCUCCUUUUUUCUUGAAACAAAUAUAAAACUGACUUGGCUUUUUACACAACAGGCAAAAUUAGCGGAGGUGGUGGGGGGGGGGGGGACACUACAGCAUUGGUUAUAACAAUAUGUUGGGGCUUAGGAACCCUUCGGUGAACUCAAUGAGCAUUCACACAUUUCAAAACGUGCACUACCAUACUCAUUUUGGAAGCGUAAAUUCAUGUGUCCUAGAAAUCUAAAGUUUGUUUACGCAUGUGCUUGUUUUAGCCAAACUAAAGGAUGACCAUCCUGCACUUAAAGCAGAACUUCACAAAACCAAGGCUCUGCACCACGGCUUUACAUGUGCUUCACAGGGUUCAACACUGUCUACUAGAGUGUUCUUAUUUGUAUGUACAAGAGAUAUGUUGGGGUUGAUUUGAUCAAUAACGGCUUAAAUUUAUUAUUUUUUCAUAAUGUGUAUUUGGUAAAAAAAAACUAAAAAACUCAAUUACAGCCCAUGUAAUGUUUCAUUUAAUGUAGAUAAAGGUCAUUUACAGAUUAACAUUUCAAAGUCUUCCAUAACUAUUGGUUUUUUAAGGCAAAGCAUGCUGGGAAAUGCUGUUUCCUGUAUCUCAUCUUUAUACUUUUGCCAAUGCACUGCUGAAAUGGUGGGAAGAAGAAAGUUGGAUUCAAAUGGACAUUAUGGACUAAACCUGUUCUUAGCUUUAGCGCUUAUUAUUUUUAUACAUUUUCUUCUAAUAUUUAUCACAAUUUGCUGUACUACUUCCUUACAGAAAAUGAUAUUUUUUUUCUUUAAAAUGAUUUCAAGUGGGUAGCCCUUAUUGCACAAUAAUAGUUACUAAUAAGAGUUGCAUAUGCUUGGAAUACUUAUUCAGUUGCAACUCAAUGGCAUUGCUGCAUGUAGUACUGCUGCUGCUGUUCUCUGACCUUCAAUGGGGCCUAUGUGGUAAAUGGUGCAGAUGACCGAUCGAUCAGAUUGAUGGCAUACAUGUAAAUACGGCCUUUCAGCUACUAUUUGACUACAGUCUUCAAUAAGUUUUUGUGGGCAUAUCACUACACAGUAUCUAGCCAAGAAAACACAUGGGGAAAAUGUACUAAAAACCAAGCUUCAUUGCCCCCUCCCAUAGACAUGAAUGGAGGGGGUGUGGGGUGAUGUCACGAGAAAACGUGGCGUGACGCCAGGACCAUGCCCAUCCGCACCAAGCGUGCUGAACAUAAUGUUCAGAACACCGGGUGCUGCACGGAGAUCGAGGGUGGUCCCAGAGGCUGGAUCCCUGCUAUCAGAUGUCUUAUUAGGGAUACGAUAUCUAGAAGUAAAAUUCUGCUGGAAUGAGUUAGAUGCACCAGAUGUACUUUGAGGUGUUAAUAUAUUUGUUUCAUAUUUGGUUAUCCAUUCACGUUUAAAGAAAGUCUCACUAGCAAUGUGCUGAGCUAUAAUUUAUGCCAAUUUUUGGUGUUAAUUAUAGUCAAUUUUUUGGGCUGCUGGAAGCCAUGCUUCUCCAAGUGGGCCCAAGCAACUGUUUCUAAAAGUAGAUCUAAUGGUGCAGAAUUUGCAAAAACAAACAAUUUUGCACAAAAGACUUUGCUAAACGUUGCAACUUUUGUAUUAUAAAACAAUUACCAUAAAAAAUAGUUAUUUAUUUUGCAGCUGUUAUAGUCUACCCUACUAAAAUGAUCUGUAUCUACAACGUUUAGGCAAAAGUUAGUUCAUUUUAGAAUUAUAAAUACAUUCAUUGCCUCUAUAAAUAGUUCUAUCUAGUUACAUACGGUAGCUCAGUCACAGAAAAGAAAACUUUGCAUUGAUGAUCUGAUGGAAGAACCUGCUUCAGUGUGCUCAGUAAUGUGUUGUUAAUGUAAAACCUUAUGGCGUCAUAAGUAUUUUAUUUCCUACAUAGUCAAUUAGCCAAAGAGAAUUAAUAAUUCUAGAAUGUACAUUAGACUAGGUUUACAUAUUAAGAUUCUAAUCCUUAGCAGAGAAUUAUUGUGGGAUGGUCAUAUGAGCUGGCCAUUUCUAAAAUAUUUUUUUAACAGUAAGCUAUUUUUUUUUAUUUUAUAUACAAUCAUUUAUUUUAUAUGUUUACAUCACUAAAGCCCUGUUCACACUACCUACCUGUCUUCUCUUUGCAAAGAGUUUGAGAGAUCCAAAAAUUAAACUGACAGCAGAAAAAGUUAUAAGAAACAAACAUAAGUCGCCUGAUAAGUUUCUCGCUGCUACAGAGGUGUAUCCAUGUGAUCAUUACAAUCAAUCACAGGCAUCAGCGGUCCUGUGACAUAUACUCUAGCACUACCACUGUGGCUGUGAUUGGUUGCAGCAGUAAUAUGGAAAUAUAGGGGGUCAAGUUUAGUUUAUUAAAGGGAUUUUCUGGCACUCUGUGAUCAUCUGAUUGGCAGAGAGCUGACACUCAGCAACCACCCCCCACCAAACGAUAAGCUGUCCAGCAGAGCCGCUGCACCCUCCUGAGGAUAGAACAUCAAUUGUCCCACAAACCCUUUAAAGGGGUACUCCGCCCCUAGAAAUCUUAUCCCCUAUGCAAAGGAUAGGGGAUAAGAUGUCUGAUCUUGGGGUUCCCGCUGCUGGGGAACCCUGCGAUCUCUGCUGCAGCACACAAGACAUCCGGUGCACAAAGCGAACUUCGCUCCCUGACGGUUGACUUUCCUGAUGCCCCCUCCCAUAGACUUGCCUUGAGGGGUGUGGCCGUGACAUCACGAGCGUGGCGUGGCCGUGAUGUCACGAGCCUCCGACACUGCACAUGACGCUCUAAACGAACGCCGGGUGAGGUAGGGAGAUUGCGGGGUUCCCAAGCAACAAGACUCCCACGAUCAGACAUCUUAUCCCCUAUCCUUUGGAUAGGGGAUAAGAUGUGUACGGGCGGAGUACCCCUUUAAACUCUUAGACAUCCUCUUUAGCAAAGGAAUGACCAGUAAGCUAGAUCCAUUUUCUAACAAUUCCUGAUUAAUCCUAUUCAUAAUUGAGUCCUUUGAGUUUUUGUCAGAGUUCCAGUGUUUUUCAUAGCAAAAAGCAUCACUGAAACUGGGGGAAUUUAACCCCUUAAGGACACAUGACGUACUGGAAUGUCAUGUGUCCGCUCCCGAUCUAUAAAGCGGGGCCACGGCGGGUCGGGCCCGGCCUCUAACAAUGGCCGGGACCCGUGGCUAAUAGCGCGCGGCAUUGAUCGCGGUGCUGCGCGCUAUUAACCCUUUAGACGCGGCGUUCAAAGCUGAACGCCGCGUCUAAAGUGAAAGUAUGCUGGUUAGCUCAGUGGGCUGUUCGGGAUAGCCGCGGUGAAAUCGCGGCAUCCCGAACAGCUUACAGGACAGCAGGAGGGUCCCUACCCUCCUCCUCGCUGUCCGAUCGCCAAAUGACUGCUCAGUGCCUGAGAUCUAGGCAUGAGCAGUCAAGCGGCAGAAUCAUCGAUCACUGGUUUCCUAUGAGAAACCAGUGAUCAAUGAUAAAGAUCAGUGUGUGCAGUGUUAUAGGUCCCUAUGGGAGCUACAACACUGCAAAAAAAAGUGAAAAAAAAAGUGAAUCAGGAUCAUUUAACCCCUCCCCUAUUAAAAGUUUGAAUCACCCCCCUUUUCCCAUAAAAAAAAAACACAGUGUAAAUAAAACUAAAAAUAAACAUAUAUGGUAUCGCCGCGUGUGGAAAUGUCCAAAUUAUAAAAAUAUAUCGUUAAUUAAACCGCACGGUCAAUGGCGUACGCGCAAACAAAUUCCAGAGUCCAAAAUAGUGCAUUUGUGGUCACUUUUUAUAUCAUGAAAAAAUGAAUAAAAAGCGAUCAAUAAGUCCCAUCAAUGCAAAAAUGGUACCAUUAAAAACUUCACGGCGCAAAAAAUUAGCCCUCAUACCGCCCCAUACGCAGAAAAAUAAAAAAGUUAUAGGGGUUAGAAAUGACCAUUUUAAACGUAUUAAUUUUCCUGGAUGUAGUUAUAAUUUUUUCCAGAAGCACGACAAAAUCAAACCUAUAUAAGUAGGGUACCAUUUUAAUCGUAUGAACCUACAGGAUAAAGAUAAGGUGUCAUUUUUACCGAAAAAUGUACUACGUAGAAACGGAAGCCCCAAAAGUUACAAAACGGCAAUUUUGUCUCACAAUGAUUUUUUUUCCGUUUCACCGUAGAUUUUUGAGCAAAAUGACUGAUGUCAUUACAAAGUAGAAUUGGUGGCGCAAAAAAUAAGCCAUCAUAUGGAUUUUUAGGUGCAAAAUUGAAAGAGUUCUGAUUUUUUAAAGGCAAGGAGCAAAAAAACGAAAAUGUGAAUAAACCUAUGAUUGUUCAUUUUGAGUAAAAUUGUUCAAAAUAUGUCUAUUUCUAAGUCUAUUCUGUUUUGCCAAUUAGAUUCACUAGAUCCUAGAGGUCAGGACAUUGUAAAAGAUAAAAAUCAGCUGUUCUUAUCAGAAGAAAACAAGAAUUUCUGCAUUUGUCACAUUGUUCUUACGAUCUUGAUUUCAAGGGCCGUUUGCACAUUUCCAUCUACGGGCUCCACUGAAUGUCAGCAAUGACUACACUGGUCACACACAAGUAAAUACAUAUUUUUCUAGCUGGCUGUCUAAGCUAAAUCUAUUUAUAAUAAUGUGGAUAUCAAGUCUAUAACUAUUGAAACACAGAACAACAAAUUUAGUGAUGUAUGCCAGGCUCACAUAAUGUUUAUCUGUUUAUAGACAAAAAUAAACUUUUUUUUAGAGAGA